UUGGCCAAUCAAGAAAUGAGUUGGCGCUAGUGAUGCGUGACUGAUAGGUUUCUUGUUAGGAACAGAAGAUGAUGGCUGGAAGAAGGUUUUCUUGGUUGGUAGUAGUAAAACAAGGUUUCCGCAAGCUUAAGUCCAAAGCAGAUAAAAGUGGAUACUUUUUUUUUCUAAAUGUCUUCAUGUAGAAAACAAGCUGGAGUGCCAGGAUAAAAGCAACCAAUUUGUAUAGGGGCCAGUAAAAAUUGACUUUGGGCAAGUAGAAUUUUUUUCUUUUCUUUUUUUAAAAACCGUAUCAUUAAACCCUGGCCAGUGUACAGCACUGUCUUUAAGCACUGUAUAACUGGCCUUGUCCACUUAGGAAAGAAGUAGAAAACCUACUCGUACAAUGUAUACAUAUGACUGCACAAAAUGUACGGUAGGAAUUGUUAUGUUUGGUCGGCAAAAAUAAAAACACUUUGAUAGACUGAGUGGUAAACAGCUAAUGUUAAGGGUUUUGGAAAGUUACCUUAGGCUAACAUACAGUAUAUGCACUAACCUGCAAUAACACACCGCUACAGUAAAGUCUUUGACAUAUCCUACAACUGGACUACUUUACAAAAAGAACAGUAAAUGUCAGAUGUUACCCUUAAGUCUCUCCUAACCAUCCAGCCACCAUCCCACCCCCAUUUAUGAAUUUGAAGUGAGACUCCCCUCCCAUCCUCGGCCAAACUACACGUCCUCGUUUGCACUUCUUUCUGAAAAGAGAGUGUUAAGCAUGUUUACUCAUCAAACCCUUCAGGCUUGGAGUUAACUGGAAAGAUGAGUCUUUUGUUGGCUUACCUAAAAUUUGACGAGUUACAAACACCACACCCAUGCGAACACUGUUGGCAGGAACUCCCACUCGAAACCUGGGAUAGAAAAUCCUCUUUAUUGCACUAAAAGUUCUGGGAGACUAAAGACUGAGCUUCACAUACAGCACCGUACACACACUGUGUAUCUCAGCAGGAAAGGGGCCAGGAGUGGAGGGCAGGUAGUAUACCUGGAACGACAGAAACUUCCAGACCCAUCCUGGUGAGUAUCUGUAAUUAUUUGUAAAGCCCUUUUUUGUAGAUAUCAGACCAUGUUAUUCCUGCUGUAGUGCAUUGCAUAGGUGGACAGAAAAGUGGUAUGUCUUUAAUGUGCAACAUGGACAAAACCAUUUAUUCCUAGUUAAAUGAAAGACUAGGCAGAAACAAUGGUUCCAAUUGGAGGCACAGCAUUAGUACAGAUAAAGGUUUUCUUAUGUACCUCAAGGACACAACUAUCAAAAUACUAGACUCAACUUUUUACCAACAUAUCUUCUUUUCAGAUUACACUCUAUACUCUAAUGGUACAAAUGUUCUUUCCAGUGUAUCAGGGAGACCACCCUCUGAUUUCCCGCCCUCCAUUGUCAGUCCACCAUGGGCCAGACCACCAGCAAACCCAAUUCUAACCUCUUCCAGAACUCCAAUUUCUUCUCCUCUUAUAAGCGUGGCUUCGCCAGCAGUCCCUCCGACGAUCAGAACAUGUCCCUUCGACCGAGCAUCUUCUCCACACUAAGGAAGCCCCCAGUCUCCAAACCCAACGAUUUCAUACCUCUAUUCAAUGACUGCAUCUCUGCCGCCUCAUCCAGAACUCAAGAAUACCUCCUCUUCAAAGACCCAGAGGACAAAUUCUACCCAAGCCCUGAGGUGCUCACUCAGGUCUUCCUGAUGACCUACAUCUCUCAGAGUGUCAGCCUCAAUAUGACAGACGCCUUCAACUGCACGGCCAUGACGCCCGGGCAGCGAAUCCUCCUGGGGGCUGAUUGGGUCUGGGCCGUGCUGGAGAAGCCCACCAAGAACCCUCGGAUCCAGAUUGCUGUGCAGGUCCUACACCUGCCCGACAGGGAGGACGCUGAGGAGAACAGCAUCCCCCCGGAGGCCUUCAGUGAGUCUGUCCAGAUUGCCCAGAAGGAGUCCAGCAACAAGACAAUGUACGAGAGGAUGGUGGACUUCUGUACAUCCAUCGGCAAGGAUUGCUACGCCCUCUUCUUGUUCUUGGGGAGGAAAAGCGACAAGGAGAAUAUCUAUGGCGUACUCAGCAACAACUUUGAGGCCGCCAUCGGGAAGUGCGACAAGAUUGACAGAGCUUUUAUUGAGAACUUCUUCAAAGGUUCAAGGUAUCUCCAUACACCUCAAGGAAUGAUGCAGGCCAUUGUCACUAAGAAAGAGGGAGACCCUCUCACUCUCAUGAUUAAAUUUAGCUAAACAGAUGGAACUCGUAAUAUAUAAUGGCUAAUAAGAUGAUACUGUAAUGCAUUUUAUGUGGUAUAAAUGUGGGAGCUAUUGAUGUAUCUCUUAAAAAAACAACCUCCAGACCUACUACGAUGUUGAGUUUGAUAAUGUGCAAGGCCUUUAAGAGACAGUACUGAUUAUUUUCAAUCUAUCCUAGUUGUUGUUGGCACUUCUUACAAGUUAUAUAGUGUUUAAGUUUACUGGAUAACUGGUAACUGGAAAGCUAGGCAGAUGCUAAUGCAGUGUGAGACACUAACACAAUAGCACUUUCAAAUGAUGAAGAUAUUAAUAACAUGGAGAGUUUUAGAAAAUAAAAUGUUUUUCUCCUUUAUGUUUUCUUAUCUAAUGUCAUAUUGUUUAAAUGAUGUUACCAUGAUACAUUAGUAUACAGUGGGGUCAAAAAAGGUACACAAUUAAAAUAUUUCUUUUUGUCAUGUAUCAAAAUUAUUAAGUGAAAUAAAUCAAACCUUUUGAUGUAUAACAUUAUUGGAUGAAUUUAAAAAAAACUUGUAAA
Perca flavescens (yellow perch) is the source of this 2784-nucleotide messenger RNA. RefSeq names its product RAB15 effector protein (gene rep15). The transcript has 2 exons. The coding region runs from base 1416 to 2243 and encodes 275 amino acids. The record is from RefSeq and is a predicted model, not a curated record. Gene Ontology annotation, biological process: receptor recycling. NCBI's taxonomy places the organism in Eukaryota, Metazoa, Chordata, Actinopteri, Perciformes, Percidae.